Messenger RNA from Kogia breviceps (pygmy sperm whale), 519 nucleotides. Lineage: Eukaryota; Metazoa; Chordata; Mammalia; Artiodactyla; Physeteridae. The record is from RefSeq and is a predicted model, not a curated record.
CCACCCAAGCAGUGGUGUAGAGGUGACGAGUUGCCUCGAUUCUUCAGUUUCCUUCUUUUUCCAUUCCUGGGCUGAAGGAAAUACCUGAACAUGUGGAAUCCCAAUGCCGGGCAGCCAGGGCCAUAUCUACACCCCCCUAACAUCGGGUACUCUAGAGGUUGCAAUCCUGCCCAUCCACCACCUGCCACCCCUACCUUUCCUCCAGGCCCUUUUCCCACUCCCCCAGGAGCACCCCAGGGGAAUCCAGCCUUUCCCCCUGGUGGGCCCUGUCAUCCUGUGCCACAACCAGGGUAUCCAGGAUGCCAACCCUCAGGUCCCUACCUCCCUCCAUACCCACUACCUGCCCCUGGCAUGUGUCCUGCUAAUACAUUGGCUCCUGGCAUGGUAGGACCAGGAAUGGUGAUUGACAAGAAGAUGCAAAAGAAAAUGAAAAAAGCUCAUAAAAAUAAGCAGAAACACCACAAAGAUGGCAAGCAUUCCUCCUCCUCCUCCUGCUCUCCCAGCAGUGACUCUGACUGA